Messenger RNA from Histoplasma mississippiense, 2145 nucleotides. RefSeq lists its product with no specific name. The transcript is spliced from 5 exons. Gene Ontology annotation, molecular function: protein binding. The record is from RefSeq and is a predicted model, not a curated record. The coding region runs from base 1 to 2145 and encodes 714 amino acids. Lineage: Eukaryota; Fungi; Ascomycota; Eurotiomycetes; Onygenales; Ajellomycetaceae.
AUGCCCGAAGAAAGCGGUCUGUACUGCAUUCUAUGCGCGGGGUUCAUCCAUUAUCAAUCCCCAAGAGAGUCAUGGCAGACGGAGUUUCGUGCCGUUCGUGUUACCCACGGCGAUGGCGAUGGCGAUGGCGAUGAAAAGAAGCGCUUUUUGACUGGCGUGGGCGGAUUUAUACACCGCGACUUUCCAUUCUCAGCCCCGUCGAAUCCCGACCAACGCUACGACGAUAAAGAAUACAGGGUCUCUCCACUGGAUGAGUUUGUGCCCUUCCUCUCUGUAUCCCAUCGUAUCGACAUUGGAUACGCCUUCCAUGACUUAUGUUGGCGCCUGCUCAAUGCUCUUAGCUAUCCGGAUCCUGUCCCGAUAGACCGCUUCUACGAUAUAUGCAGCUCAUUCCAUCCGCGGAGCCAAAAUUGGUUGCCCUGGGGUCAUACCUAUGGAGGCUUAUUGAAAGCAGACCGGGUCUAUUACCCUUGGGAGGAGGCCCGCCUUGCUGGCAUGAUCACAGGCUCUGUCACCAAACCGAAACUAUCUCCAUAUUAUUACUAUAAACAGGAUCCCUGGAAUAUCCCGGAAUUACAACAAAUAUUGGCAGAGACGAAAGAGAGCCCUGGCCGGGAAUCAUGCAACGAUGAGCUGAGGAUAUCCUGCAGACCGCAGCAGCAUGCGGAUUGCUUCUCAAUGUUGCCAGUGGAGCUCCUUGAAGAGAUUAUGACGCAGCUGCUAGUAAAAGAUGUUGCUAGCCUAAGGCGGGCGUCAAGGUCGUUCGCCAGCCUACCACUCACGCAAUAUUUUUGGUCCUCUCGAUUCCGACCUGAGAUGGACCGGGAUUUCAUUUUUGAGGCGACCAUAGCAGAUCGUGAAUCCGCUGUUUCCGCUGGGCGACGUGACUGGCGAGUGUUAUAUGAGAAAACAGGCCAAAGCCUACUCGAAGGCGGCGCCUUAGCAAAUCGGCGAAGAAUUUGGAAUUGCAAUAGAUCUCUUGCAAGAUUAUUGAGCAUUGAGCCGUUGGACAAAGAGCGACUGGCGAGAGCGGACCGAUACAAUAAUAUCGUGUGGAAAGCUGUUGGGGCACGUUACCCAUCUAACCAGUACAGUAGGCUUUAUGUCCAGGCAGCUCGUCUACCGCGUGAAAUAUCUCGGAUUGCGGUGUCCUUGAUCACCCUCAAUGGCAAACAAUAUGUAUCGGGAAUCCGUAUUAGUUCGCGCAAAGAACGGGGUGUGGACAUGGGCUAUAUCAUUCCGAGCAGCGAAAUUGUCUUGGAUCUGGAAAAUGAGAACGGCACUCCUGUGACGCUCUCCGGAUUCAUUACUGCGGUUGGACCCAGCGGGAUCCAUGCGCUGCGAGCUACCACGCUUGAAGGAGUGUUAUCGAUUUGGGGAGGUUGUCCGGAUUCCAAGCCUGUAACGCUCCGACUUUGCAACAACGAGCGUAUAUCCCAUCUGAAGUGCGCUUUCGAUGGGUUUAAACUCGUCGCGAUUUCGGUCCCAGACCCAGAAGUCGGCUCGCACGAACGGCCACCACAUCUGCCCUUGCGGACAACCGCGAUCUGGUACCCCACCGUCCCACCCGAAGAUGUUUACCUGCACGAAUCCACUUUCGCCGGCAAAGAAGUGCCCCAGUCCGAGUACCACCCACUCAUUCACGUAAUGUUCGGUGGGCCCCAGGGUUCAUAUCUAAAAUAUCUCACCCGGAUAUCGGUCACAGUUUCGGGACAAACUAUUGUUGGGAUAGAUUUUGAGUAUGGGGGUGAGAGCGCGCCAGUCGAACGGCUACAAGCAGGUCGUAAUGCCCUGGGUGGAGAUGACUCGUUGAGGAUACCUUUCACUGUUGACGGGCCGGGUGGAGAAAUCCUUACGGGCAUCCAAGUGAACGGAGACUGCUGGAAGAAUAUAACGUCGAUAAAAGUCGCAACAAACCGCAACCGACAAUUCACCUUUCAGCCAAAUGCGAUUCCCCAACUGAGGUUUCCUCCCGGGCCACUGGUUCGCAAAAAGAUGGGAAAGAUAGAAAUCACCCCCGGAACGACUAUAAUAGGGAUAUAUAUCAUGCACGAUAGUUUCGCUGGUAUGAUAGGGCUGGGCCCUAUAUCGAAAAGAUUGCCAGAAUAUAGCGACAAGGGCAGCCACGCGAAAGACAAAUCAUGA